GAUCGGCAGCCCCAGAAGCAGAUGAGAAAAACUUCCCCCUGACCUCUGAAGGCUCAGAGGUCAUCUCCUCUUCCCCGGAUCAGUCCGUAACCAUCUCCACCCCUGCAGCAGCAGCUGGGAUGGUGUUUGUCGGCUCGCUUCCCUCCGCUGCCACCGUCCUGCUGGUGGGGGCCAAUGAAGUGGUCACUCAGACCCUAAUGUCUACAUCAGUGGUAACAGAAACAGAAGUACUGGAGCUGAGACCUGGAACUCCUCCUGAGUUCAUGCCGGAAGACGCCGCCAGUCCCGCCUCCAGUAACCUCGGUGGUCUGGACUCUGCAGCAGAAAAGAUGCCUCAGAAAUCACCUGAGGAGGAACCGUCUGGAGGAACAAAGUGUGCUUCAAGGACGCCUGAUAAAACUGAAGAAGGUAUGGCUGUUAGCUUUUAAUUAGAUGUUGGGUGGGCUACUAAUUGGCUUCAUCUUCUCUUUUAGUUUCAUCUAACAACACAAACGAGGAGACACGAUUCCAGCCAGACGGAAUGCAGGGGAGAAGCCUGAGGAGAACAGCCUCACAGGCAGGAAAGCGCUUCUUCUGCGAGCAUUGUGACACUGGUUUCCACUGGAAAGGAGACCUGAAGAAACACAUGAAGUUCCAUAAAAAGCCUUUUCCUUGUGAGCAGUGCAGCAAAAGUUUCACAGAGAGCGAGGCUCUCGAGAGUCACCUUCUGAGUCACGAGUCCACGAAGGCCACGCUGCCGUUCCCCUGUCCUUAUUGCAAGAGGUCGUACAAGAAAGAGGAGUCGCUUCAGAACCACCUCCAAUGCCACCAGACGUCAAAGACGCCGAAGCCUUUCCCUUGCGAUCAGUGCAACAAAUCGUUCAAAGCUCAGCAGUCUCUGGAAAACCACCUCCUUCGCCACGAGAAGUGGAAGCAGCAGUUCAAGUGUCACUUGUGUGAGAAAACCUGCAAGACGGCGGUCCAGCUGAGGUCCCACAUGGCCGUGCACUCAGAGGAACGGCCGUUCAGCUGCGCGACGUGCGGAAAAGAGUUCAAGAGCAAAGACACCCUCCGCUUCCACCAGAUGGUCCACACUACCUCCAAAAAAUACAAAUGCACCAUGUGUGAGGAGUCCUUUAAGUACGCCCACUCACUGACCGUACACAAGAGGAAGCACACCGGAGACAGUCCAUUCGUCUGCGACGUCUGCAACAGGUCCUACAGAACGGGCACGGCUUUGAAAAGACACAAGGUGAUUCACACGGGGGAGAAACCUUUCACCUGCCACAUUUGUGGAGCGAGGUUCAACCUCAAUAACAACCUGAAGAGGCAUCUGCGCAUCCACACAGGCGAGAAGCCGUUCACCUGCAAGGACUGCGGAAAAAGCUUCUCGGACAACAACAAGCUCAAGUCCCACAUGCUCAUCCACGGCGCCAGGAAGCCCUUCAUGUGCGACCUCUGCGGGAAGACCUUCCUCUUCAACUGCAGGCUGCAGAUGCAUCAGAGGUACGUCCACGCCGACAACUCCCACGGAUCGGACAGCGUUUUCCAGAACAGACGGCCCAAGUCGCUGGUCAAACCGUUCAGCUGCAAAACGUGCCUGAAGGGCUUCAGCGCGGCGUGCUCACUCAAGCUCCACGAAAAAGGUCACAGCGAGCACAAGGAGUUUAACUGCAGCAUCUGUGGGAAGGCCUUUCACAACAAAUACUCCUUCAGCUACCACCAGCGCAGCCACUCGGGGGACAAGCCCUUCAUCUGCGACGUCUGCGGAAAGAGCUUCUUCCACAGCGCCAGCCUGAAGCAGCACGAGCGGAUUCACACGGGCGAGAAACCCUACAAGUGCGACCAGUGCGGCAAAGAGUUCAGGACUGAUGGAAACUUCUACAGGCACAUGAGGAUCCACACGGGGGUGAAACCGUUCGAAUGCAGCUACUGUCAGAAGAAGUUUCACCAGUCCAAUCAGCUCAAAUCCCACCUGCAGGUUCACACUGGCCAGAAGCUCUACUCGUGUCAGCAGUGUGGGCGGGGCUUCUCCGAUUCAAGGCAGCUCAAGAAGCACAGCUGUGACGUUCUGUAGCGUCAAACUGGGUUCUCAUGUGGGAUUGAGCUUGAACAGAUCUCUAUUUUAAUAAACUUGAUGAUUUGAGCAGUAGUUUGAUAGCACCAAAGGGAUGUUUGUUGGGUUUUUUUUAACAUAACUGCUACUCUGCAAAGGCAUGUCAUCACAGUUAAUAUUUAAGUGAUAAAUCACAAACCAUCCAAAUACAUCUAGCCAGUGGCAGCAUGAAAUGGCAUUUGAAACUGUGUUUGAGGAAACUUUUUAAACAUUAAUCUUACCCAUUUAUUGUUGCAGUUCUCAUUAUGGAUUCAGAGCUGUUCUUUCAACUUUUAAGGAUUUUACAGUUAGCUGGAGUUUAAGUGUAAUUUAUUUUCCUAAUACAUUACGAAACAAAACAUUGGUUUCAAAACUAUUAUUUUUGUAAAAGAAAAAUGAAAGCUUUAAAUGAUUUGUAACAUAGAGUUCUCUGUGACAUGACAGCAAGUAUAUUUCUUCCAAAUGUACAGAUUUUUGCCGAUAAAUAGAUGAAAUGGAAACUUUUAUUUUGAAAAGAUUUUCCGGGUUUAAUUCCAUUUCCGGUAGUAGGGUCCUGGACUAGCUUCAUGUUUAACUGCCAGGUUAUCAUAAUAAAAUAAAGAAUUAAAAAUGG
This is a messenger RNA of Cyprinodon tularosa, 2687 nucleotides long. RefSeq names its product zinc finger protein 501-like. The coding region runs from base 521 to 2056 and encodes 511 amino acids. Lineage: Eukaryota; Metazoa; Chordata; Actinopteri; Cyprinodontiformes; Cyprinodontidae. The record is from RefSeq and is a predicted model, not a curated record. Gene Ontology annotation, cellular component: nucleus. Gene Ontology annotation, molecular function: DNA-binding transcription activator activity, RNA polymerase II-specific; RNA polymerase II cis-regulatory region sequence-specific DNA binding. The transcript is spliced from 2 exons. Gene Ontology annotation, biological process: regulation of transcription by RNA polymerase II.